GUUUCUAGGGUAUGGCUCCUCAAAUAGAUUUAUCGGCCCGUACCUAGAGAAAACAAUUGUAUCAAAGAGAUUCGUCAUCCAGCCAGGCGAGCGCCGUUGUUAUCGCAUACAAAACGCGAUAAAGUGAUGUAUUCGCUUUACCAAAACGACAUGGCAACACUACUAGAUCUCGAGACCCAUUUCUCGAAGCUGGCCAACCUGGACGACAGAGUUUUCGGAGAAGUAACUUAUUCCCGUAAAUACAGUCUUAGGAGCCACGGGGGUAUCCAGGAUUGGUGUCUAGUUCCGGCUCCACCAGAAAGCUCAUCAACAACCGCUCAGCCAACUUUCGGUUUAGUAAUGGUUCUGGAUCAUUGUCUCGCUGCCAGCUGUGUUAUGCACUGAAUGCGGCCGACAUUCAGACCCGAGAUCCAGGAGUAUACCCGUCCCAUAAGAGUCGAAAGCUCUCGG
This is a messenger RNA of Colletotrichum godetiae, 450 nucleotides long. RefSeq lists its product as uncharacterized. The transcript is spliced from 2 exons. Lineage: Eukaryota; Fungi; Ascomycota; Sordariomycetes; Glomerellales; Glomerellaceae. The record is from RefSeq and is a predicted model, not a curated record. The coding region runs from base 127 to 384 and encodes 85 amino acids.